GCUCUUCGGAAAGAAGUGCCGAAGAAACUAUUUAUAAACCUCACAGCCCUCUCUUUUAUAUGUGGGUAGUACAGCUUUUAUUUCCGGUGAUUUUGAUCUCCUUGGUUUAUGAGAAAGAACGAAGGCUUCGAAUGAUGAUGAAAAUGCAUCGAUUCGGAGACGACCCCUACUGGUUUAUCAACUACGUUUACUUCCUUGUGUUUUCCAUGUAGUUCUUUUUCAUGAUUUUUGGCUAUGCCAUCGGCUUGGACUUUUUCAAAAAGAACUGUUACAGCAUACAGUUUAUAGUUUACUUUGUCUACAUGAACAUGAGAAUAGCUAUGGCUUUUCUGGCGACGAGACUGUUUUCGGAUGUUUUGACUGCCACAGUUUGCGGGUACUUGUACGUUUUUGGGUUCGGGCUGUUAGGAACGUUUCUCAUGGUAGUAUAUCGAGGACAUGACUAUUAGCAGAAAGAUAUCUCUGCGACCGAAAUACUUCCUCCCUAUACGUAUUCUCGCAGUACGCGUUGCCGGGAUCGAGGGCUGGUACAAAGGGAAUGGAAUGGAAGGACCUCGAUAAUGGAUUGCGGGAGAUUCUUCGAAUGAAUUAUUUUCCUAGUUCUGGCACAUUACCUGGAUAAAGUGAUUGCUUCGGGCUACGGGCUGAAGAGAAGGCCAUUGUUUUUUCCACAAGUCGGCAGCUGCAGCCAGACCAUCUAAGCAGGCCAGAUGUUGCAAACGAGAGAGCAAUCGUUACCAUCAAGGUGGAAAGAACGAGUGGAAAGAACGGCUGGGCAUCCAAGCGUGGGGAUUGGCAGAUACCACGCUAGAAGAUGUUUUCAUCAAAUUAGCAAACAAGUAAAACUCUACAUUCAAACUGGCUGUAAGGCGGAAACCUGGAAUACUUCGAGUUGCAUGAAUCUGGAGAUGAGAGACGAGAUAUGUUUUAGAUUUUUCUUCGUUGUUUUCUACUUAUGGGUUGACAUCCAGCUUCUGCUUCCAAUAAGUGAUGCUGAUUGCGAGAAGAACGAAACCUUCGUACAUGGAUGAUCCAUAAAUCUUGUAUAGUAUUUGUUCGGCUCUCUUGUCGUUUCUUCGCUCACUCUCUUCAGUUUAAUUCGUACAUGGUGUAUAUGAACUUGCAAAUAGUUUUAUUCUUCGUUGGCGCAACACUGUUUUUUCAAGUUAGCACAGCCAGAGUUUGCGGGUACUUGUGUGUUUUUACCUUCGGGAUGUUUGUACUUGUAUGUCCAGCUCAAAUCGAGAUACGGCAGCUUGUUCACUUUCACAAUCACGACGAGCCCGUGAGGCCGUGGGGGUGUUUGAAUCCGAAUAUCCGCUCGCACGUACGGCUCACGUUUUGCGGGAACUCAACGGUAGAUCUUCAUUGACUACGAGGCAGCCGAAGUUUCGUUCUUGGGGGGCAUGACCGAGUGAAGGAUUUGGGGGCGAUUGAAAAGUCGGGGCCUUAGGGCUUCUCUCGAGCUCCAGCUCGUGGAAGACGCGGGAAACGCAGGAUCAGGGCGAUGCCGGGGGGUGCCGUGCUGGAGACGCAGUCGGAAUUGCCUGCUGCUACAUUCUCGACGCAAGCCAAUGCGUUGCUUCGCAAAAAUCUAGUUUUCCAGAGGCGACGAUGGAAAACCAGCUUGCUGCUGGUGCUUUUCCCGGGGCUGCUGUGCGUUUUCCUGUUCACGAUGCAAAAGAUCAUCGACUCCGAGAACAACAAAGCCUCCAACAAGUGCGGCUGCGCUUGCGUGCCUCGCAACGAUUCCAGCGGCGCUUGCGACACGGUCUGCGGCGUUCAAUAUUCCACCGACAGGCAGGCGCUCACUUGCUCGGUUCCGUCGCCUCCGGAGGUCCCGGCCAUGCUUCAAGUCCCAGAUGCAAGAUACCGAGCCGUCAACUUUGAAGGAAAGUUUCCUGGAUUCCCAGAUCCACGAUGCCGUGACUCCGGAUCUUGCGAUUUCGUGUUCCUGUACACUGGGGGGAAUCGAUCAUUAGCCGACGCACUGACGAGUAAUUUACUAAGCGACGACUUCAAUGCUUCUCCCGAUCCCAUCUCCAUCUUGUCUACUAUCGUGCCGGGAACAUCCAGAAAAGUUCCAUUCUCUUACUUUUUGGAAGACGCAUUGACAAAAAACUUCAGCAUUUUGUUGCGUGACUGCACGAACGCCAUGGGAAUUCCAUGUGUUCCAACCGAUAUGGUUUGGAGAGACUCUAAGCAAUUGAUCGAGGAGGAUAUCUAUGACGGCUACAGAAGAGCGAACCCUGAAAGGUUCAUAAAUGAAAUAACUUUGGCUUACAACUUCCUGGACACAAGUUCUCAGAAUCUGGAUCUCGUUGUCUACUACAACUCAAGCUAUAGAGGCAACGUUGCAAGUAAUGCUAAUUCGGUUCUUCUUCGGGUUGCUCGAAGCAUGAAUAUAGCUGCUUCAUCGUUUCUGAAAAUGUUGCUUGGUCCUUCAACACAGCUGCCUUUGGCUUUUAUGAAAGAAAUGCCUAAGCAAGAAUCAAAACUACUGAUAAACUUCACACUGCUGCUUGGCCCUCUCUUUUAUAUGUGGGUGGUGCAGCUUUUAUUUCCGGUGAUUUUGGUCUCUUUAGUUUAUGAGAAAGAACGAAGGCUUCGAAUGAUGAUGAAAAUGCAUGGUUUAGGAGACGGCCCCUACUGGUUUAUCAACUACGUUUACUUCCUUGCCUUUUCGAUAUUGUACAUACUCUUUCUCAUGAUAUUUGGUGCUGCCAUCGGUAAGCUCAUUUUCAUCUGCGGUAUUCUAGUUGACGAGCAUGCUUUUCCAGGCUUGGACUUCUUCAGACAGAACAGUUACAGCAUACAGUUUGUAUUCUACUUUGUCUACAUGAACUUGCAAAUAGCUAUGGCUUUUCUUGGGACGGCACUAUUUUCACAUGCUUUGACUGCCACAGUUUGCGGUUACUUGUACGUUUUUGGGUCCGGGCUGUUAGGAUCGUUUCUCAUGGAAAACUAUAUCGAGGACACGAAUAUUAGCAGAAAGAUUAUCUUUGCGACCGAAAUACUUCCUGGUUUCGCUCUCCAUCGUGGCCUAUAUGAAUUCUCGCAGUAUGCGUUGCUGGGAUCAAGUGCUGGUGAAAAGGGAAUGGAAUGGAGGGACCUUGCAGACCACGAUAAUGGAUUGCGGCAGGUUCUUGCAAUAAUGCUCGUCGAGUGGAUUAUUUUCCUGGUUCUUGCACAAUACCUGGAUAAAGUGGUUGCUUCCGGGUGCGGGUUGAAGAGAAGGCCCUUGUUUUUCUUGGAAAGGUUUUUCCAAAAGUCGGCAACUGUAGCAAGUGAUACAGAUGAUAUAAGCAGACCCGACGUUGCAAAUGAGAGAGCAAUUGUUGAGACGUUAAGGACUGCUAGCAAUUCAUCCUUUGCUAUCAUAUGUGACGACUUGAAAAAGAUAUACGCUGGUAAAGAUGGAAAUCCGGAUAACUACGCAGUUCGAAGUUUGUCGCUGGCUAUACGGCGUGGAGAAUGCUUUGGUAUGCUAGGUCCAAAUGGUGCUGGAAAGACUACUAGCAUCAACAUGAUGAUCGGGUUUUUGACUCCAUCCUCAGGAAAGGCAUUUGUUGCGGGAUUGGAUAUUUCCAAAGACAUGGAUAAAAUCUACACAGUUAUGGGUGUCUGCCCUCAACACGAUUUGCUAUGGGGAUCACUGACUGGAAGGGAGCAUCUUCUAUUUUAUGGACGCCUAAAGAAUCUCAAGGGUGCUGCUCUGGACUCUGCCGUGGAAACAUCUCUGAAAAAUGUAAAUCUCUUCUAUGAUGGGGUGGGAGACAGAAGAGCAGGGACAUAUAGCGGUGGAAUGAAAAGACGGCUCAGCGUGGCCAUUUCUCUCAUUGGACAUUCAAAAGCGGUUUAUAUGGAUGAGCCAAGCACCGGAUUGGAUCCUGCCUCACGAAGGACGCUAUGGAACGCUAUCAAGAAGGCAAAGCAAGAUCGUGCUAUCAUAUUAACGACACAUUCAAUGGAAGAGGCAGAAGCCUUGUGCGAUCGCGUUGGUAUUUUCGUGAAAGGUCAGCUCCAGUGCAUUGGCAACACGAGAGAGCUCAAGUCCAGAUAUGGUGGCACUUACGUCUUCACUGUGACUGGCGACCCCUCGAAAGAGCAAGAAGUGGGAAAUCUGGUGCGCGAGUGGUCGAGUGGUGCAAAACAGGUUUACAACCUCUCUGGCACUCAAAAGUUUGAGAUACCGAAGGACGACGUGAAGAUAGCUAGGGUGUUUAGAGAAGUCGGCGAGUGGAAAGAGCGGCUGGGCAUCCAAGCGUGGGGAUUGACAGAUACCACUCUAGAAGAUGUUUUCAUCAAAGUAGCGACCAAUUAAACGAGAAAGAAAGAGAUCACAUGCAGUGCA
Molecule: messenger RNA, 4354 nt
Organism: Selaginella moellendorffii
Lineage: Eukaryota; Viridiplantae; Streptophyta; Lycopodiopsida; Selaginellales; Selaginellaceae
Product: ABC transporter A family member 7
Exons: 26
Coding region: 1508-4324 (938 amino acids)
Biological process (GO): lipid transport; transmembrane transport
Cellular component (GO): intracellular membrane-bounded organelle; membrane
Molecular function (GO): ATP hydrolysis activity; ATP binding; ABC-type transporter activity
Source: RefSeq, a predicted model, not a curated record